Messenger RNA from Micromonas pusilla CCMP1545, 1686 nucleotides. RefSeq lists its product as uncharacterized. The coding region runs from base 1 to 1557 and encodes 518 amino acids. The transcript is spliced from 3 exons. Lineage: Eukaryota; Viridiplantae; Chlorophyta; Mamiellophyceae; Mamiellales; Mamiellaceae. The record is from RefSeq and is a predicted model, not a curated record.
AUGGGCGCCAACUACUUCCUCAUCCCCGUGGCGAUCGUCGCCGCCGCGAUCGUCGUCGCGAUCAACCUCUACGUUCUCGUGCACUUCCAGCACCCGAACGAUCGCAACCAGUCUUAUUUCCCGAAGCUCGUCGUCGUCCUCGGCCUGAGCCUCGCGACGUGGUCCAUCCUGCUGCUCCCUCUGGACGUCGCGAACAACGCGUCGUGCUCCGACGCCGUCAUCCGAAGCGAGUGCGACUUCGCGCUCCCGAUGGAGGAGCUGUGGUACGCGGUCUACAUGAGCAUGUUUCUGAUGGUGGUGGUGGUCGUGCCGUGGACGUUUUUCUUCUACGAGCAAGAGGAGGAGGACACCACGAGGACGAAGGCGAAGAGCGCGUCGCUGUGGGUCACCGGCGUCGUCGCCGGGCUCGCGAUCAUCUUAGGGCUGUGCUACGCGUACCUCGGGUUCGUCGAGCUCCCGGUGACGUCGUUGAAGAGCGGGUUCUCGACGCUGGCGGCGGCGCCGAUAACGUCGGCGUCGCGGUGCAUCAUCGCGGACGCCGCGAACGGGAUGACGUCCGCGGGGUACGCGUGCGACGCCACCGGCGGCGUGACGACGGAGGAGUGGGAGGUGCGGACGACAUUCCCGGUGUACGUCAUCGCGAUGUCGUCCAUCGCGGCGUGGUUUUUGCUCAUGGUGUUUGGAGGCGUCGGCAUGGCGGCGAUUCCGAUCGACCUGCUGAAAGCCUACGUCGGGAGGCCGCGGAAGGUGAUAACCAAGAGCGAGUACACGCGCAUCGCGGGGAAGAUCGCGGAGGCGACGAAGGCGGUGAUGGUGGAGACGCGUGAGGUCCAGCGGAUGGAACGCGGCGCGGGGAAGAGCCGCACGACGCGGAAGAAGCUCGCGCUGAUCAACAAAAAGCUCGCGCAGCUGGAGGACGACGAACUCACGUUGCAAAAGAUGUAUCCGCAGGGCGAGGACAAGGACGCGACGUGGAGCAUGACGGUCAUCAUGUACCACGUCGCGUUGCUCGGCGGCGUCGUCGCCGCGCUCAUCUCCGCGUUCUGGAUGCUGCACAUCGUGCUGUACAUGAUGCCGGAUCCGCCGGUGAGUUCGUUUUUAAACGAGUUUUUCAUCGCGAUGGACGAGGCGUGGGGGCUGUUCGGAACCACCGCGUUCGCCACCUUUUGCUUCUACUUGAUCCUGUGCGUGAUCAAGGGGAACGUCAAGAUCGGGUUUCGGCUGUUGCUCUUCAGCGUGUACCCCAUGAAGAUCGGCGGGACGCUCAUGAGCAGCUUGCUGUUCAACGUGAACCUCAUCAUGCUCUCGAGCAUAGCGGUGAUUCAAUUUUGCGCGCAGGCGUUCGACGGGUACGCGAUCGACACCGAGGUCUCGAACAUCUUCGGCGGGGAGAUUCAGAACUUGAAGGGUCUCGGCGUGCUGUACGAGGAUAAGGUGUUCAUAUACUGCUUCUUCGCGAUCGCGUGCGUGUCGUUUUUGUAUCUCAUUCAGGGCGAGGCGCGCGGCGAAGGCAAGAAGAAGAAGAAGUCGUAUCUGAGCGCGAGCGACGACGCGUGACGAGCGAGCGAGCGAGCGACGACGACGGAGGAGGACGCGGCGGCGAUUAAAAUUUAUAUACUGUAACCUUCCUCGUGAUGACGCACGCGGGCUUCUUCGUUUUAACUAAACUACAAGAUGAACCAACCU